Molecule: messenger RNA, 2681 nt
Organism: Osmerus eperlanus (European smelt)
Lineage: Eukaryota; Metazoa; Chordata; Actinopteri; Osmeriformes; Osmeridae
Gene: inhbab
Product: inhibin subunit beta Ab
Exons: 2
Coding region: 579-1862 (427 amino acids)
Cellular component (GO): extracellular region
Molecular function (GO): growth factor activity; cytokine activity
Source: RefSeq, a predicted model, not a curated record
AGAGAGACUGUUCAGAGAGAAAGAGAGGAGAGAGGACCCAGUAACCCUGCCCACUUCCACAAAGCCAUUCAGCUCUGGUGCACGGAGCGCUCAGAGUCUGUGGCACAUCAGCAGGACCCCACUGCAGCUCAGUAGCUCUCUCCCAACUCCCACAAGGACAGGACAAUCUAUCACAAAAUCAUUCCACUACGUCUGCAAGAAAAGAAGACCGGCUUAGUGAGACAAAACACCUGCUGUACACAUCAAGAAAGGUAUUUUUUGGAGGGUAACUGAAGCAAAUACUAAAUGAGACCUUAAAUGUUCUGUAUUUGUUACAAGAUCAAGAUUGGUAUUGCUGAACUCUUCUGCAAGACCUUUUACGGAAGUAUUUAACUUUUUUUAAACUUUUGAGAAUCAAAACGAUCUGUCCUUGAUUUUUGCCCUCCUGGGCAAGAACAGUUUUCUAGUGGCAACACCUCAACACCUUGUGAUUCAGCGAGGUAAGGAGAGGAGAACUUCUGUGCACUUGUCCUCUUUUGUCAACACCGUUUGUGGGUAAGAGUUGGUAAGAGAGUACGUGUGUCCUAAAUCUACAACCCAUGAUGCCCUCGUUAGCUCUUGUGACUGGGAUAUUGGUACUGCUCAUGGCAGCGUGGACAGGUUGGGCUUCACCGACUCCGGCAGGGUCAGUGGGUGCGGACGAGUCCAUGCAGGGGCCAGCAGAGGAGAUCCAGGCAUCCUCCUGCCCAGCCUGUGCUCUAGCUCAAAUGAAAAGGGAGUCCCCGGAUUUGGUACCCAGCACUGGCACUGACUUGGGUUCAAUGACGACAGGACAGACUGACAUGGUGGAGGCGGUGAAGAGGCACAUCUUGAACAUGCUCCACUUAAGUACACGGCCCAAUAUCACGCACCCCGUCCCCCGGGCUGCCCUCCUUAAUGCCAUCAAGAAGCUCCAUGUGGGCCGGGUGGGUGAAGACGGAAGCGUGCAGAUCCAGGACGAGGUGGAUAGAUCGGACGAGGGACUACCGCCUGAGCCACCUUCUGAAAUCAUCACCUUUGCAGAACCAGGGGACUCUCCAACCAGUGCGACCUUUGAUAUAUCGAAGGAAGGGGGCAGCCUGUCUGUGGUGGAGCAAGCCAAUGUCUGGAUCUUCCUCAAGCUGCCCAAGGGCAACCGUGGCAAGGGCAAGGUAACCAUCCAGCUCCUACAACGACACCAUCUAAAGGGCCCUACGUUGGGUACUACCAACUUGGCCCAAGAGGAGGAGUCUAUAUCUGAGAAGACAGUUGACACCCGCCGCAGUGGUUGGCAUACAUUACCUGUAGCUCGCAGUGUGCAAAGCCUCCUAGACAGUGGUGGCAGUGUCCUCAGCCUGCAUGUGUCUUGCCCUCUGUGCGCCGAGGCCAACGCCUUGCCAAUAUUGGCCCCAAUGAUAGGCGAGCAAGGUACGGAGAAGGAUCAAUCACACCGACCCUUCCUCAUGGUGGUGCUCCGGCCAAGCGAGGAUCAACCCCACCUGCGCAACAAAAGGGCUCUUGAGUGCGACAGCAAGAUCCGCAUCUGCUGCAAGCGGCAAUUUUACGUGAACUUCAAGGACAUCGGUUGGAAUGACUGGAUCAUUGCUCCGUCAGGUUACCAUGCCAACUACUGCGAGGGCGACUGCCCAAGUCACGUGUCAAGCUUCACAGGGUCCUCACUCUCCUUCCACUCCACAGUGAUCAACCACUAUCGCAUGCGGGGCUACACCCCCUUUCAGAACAUCAAGUCCUGUUGUGUUCCUACGCGGCUACGUGCUAUGUCCAUGCUCUACUACAACGAAGAGCAGAAGAUUAUCAAAAAGGACAUCCAGAACAUGAUUGUGGAGGAGUGUGGAUGCUCAUAAAAGACAUGGAGGCUUGACAAGAGACUUGUGUAAACUAGUGACUUGGAUGAGAAAAUGGACAAUCGUUGCCAUUUUUCCUUUCAAAAUGCUAAUGCUUGUCUGUCUUCAUAAAUGGGAUCUAAGUUGUCUGAUAUAAAGGUCUCUGUUUAUAAUAUAUUUUUGUUAAAGAGAGUAGAACAAUGGCAUUUUUCUGUAAAAUUGAAUUUUUGAUUUGCUGCACUGCAAAGAAAACGGAGUUUAUAAGGAACCUGAGAACACUAUGCAACUAAUCAGGUGUUAUGACUUGAGGUCACGCCCCGUCCGCACCCCUCUCCACCCCCACCCCCCCCACACACGCUGAAACACACCCCUCCGAAAACCUUUUUGAUACAUUCAGUUUUUUUAACCUGUUUCUCUUUGUUUUUUUGUUGAGCAAUACUUGAAAAAUGUUUGACUAGCUACUGGAGCCAAACUCAUAUCUUUCUGAUAAGAUAUAUAAUUAUUGUCAAUAUUAAUAUUAUUAUCUCUUUACUAUCUUGUUUUGUACAUAAAAUAUAAUGAAUGUUACAUUUGCACUAUACCAACAUUCUUGCUAGCUGUGUCAUAGCUGGCACUGAGAAAAGAGGGGCUGCGUAAACCGCUGCUAAGUACAUAAAGAAAAAACUUUAUAUUGUACAGUAUGAACACAAGUACACUGACUAAUACAGCUGCAGACUUACUCUCAAUUAAAGUAAUACCAAAGAUAGGUGACCACUAGACUUCAAUGUACAAUUUGUAAUCAUUUGUAAUAUUAAGGUUCCUAACAUCUAGCAAUGAAUGACAAUGAUUUCAGAACACCGA